Molecule: messenger RNA, 1540 nt
Organism: Rhododendron vialii
Lineage: Eukaryota; Viridiplantae; Streptophyta; Magnoliopsida; Ericales; Ericaceae
Exons: 5
Coding region: 246-1406 (386 amino acids)
Source: RefSeq, a predicted model, not a curated record
AGCUGAUAAAGACAAGGGGCAAUCCGAAGAGUUGCAGUAGUACAGUGAGAGAGAGAGAGAGAGAGAGAGAGUGUGUGUAAUGUCACCUUCUUCGCUAGGGUUUUAGGCUUUUGAAACAAGGACACACUCCUUUUACGGUGAGAGAUUCGUGGGAGCUUUUUCCUGUUUAAUGGCGGAGAUGGAGGAGUUAGCCCGUUGGAUUCCGAGAUAGAGCUUGCCAUUCUCUAUAUCCACCCAACAAGCCCAUGGCUCAAACAGCACUUUGCAAGCAGGAACAGCAGUUUGAGGAUGAGAAGCCCCCUCCUUUGAACAAGAAGAUGAAAGACUUUCCCCCCCAAUCUCCUACCUGCUUGGACUUGAAUCCUCAAUCUCUGAAGCGUGCUCGGCAUUCCUGUAAGGCAGAGUCAGCAGACCCUGUCCAAACUCCUCUCGAGAAUCCACCAGUCAAGGUUUUUAUGAAGGAACCCACGGCUAGCCCAGCUCCAGCUCCCAUUAGCCCUUCUACAGACCCUCCAAAGUCCAGAAGCUUAAGAUUGACGGCCAAAAAGGAUGUCAACCCCGUCUGUUUCUCUUCUGUUGUAAAGGCCUCAGUUCCAUAUUCUUGCCCCCAAAAUGUUAACAAGUCUAUCCAGACUAAAGUUCCACUGGUCUGUACAAACUCUCCCAUUGGGCCCGGGCAAGAGCCUUUUAAGCCAAGCCCUCCUCUGGAAGCCACUGUAGACACCAAACAAGAAGAUCUAGACUCUUUUUUUCUCUCUCUUGUAAAGAAGUCUCGCUUAGCUCCUUCUGAGGCCUCAGGCAAUGCCACUACACCUGCCAUCGACCCUCCACCUACAACUAAGGAGAUUGAACUAGCGAAGAACACCUUCAGAUGCCUCCUGCGUCUCUCAUUCCGAGAUAUCCUUUGCAAGUCAGAGACCUUUGCUGAGACAAUCAACACCCUUGUCAGGUACCAAGCCUUGGGCCAUGAUCUUUACCAAGCCUUGCAGCUGUUCAAGGACGCCUUCCCCAGUCUCAGCCAGACUUAUGAUUCGACUAGGCAAAGAAAGUUUAAGGUCGAUAACCGACUGCGGCAAGCUGAUAUUCAUACUGCCAAACUUAACCAAGGGAUAGUAUGCUACCAAAAACUGAAGACUGAUGAAGAGGAUGCUCAGGCAAAGAAGAAAGCUGUCAAGGAUCAGAUUUCUAUGCUUCAACUUAGGCUUUCUCAACUUGAUGACAAGCUGACUGAUCUCUCCUCAGAAAAGGAAGUCCUCUACCAGAUUAUGAAAGACGAACGCAUUGCAUAUGAGAAGCUGGAAGGAGAGCUGCCGUCGUUAUAUUGCACUAAGAGUAAGCUAGAGGCUGAGCUGGCUGACACCGAGAAGGUGUGGGUGAACUUUAGGUCUAGAUUUGGCAGCCUGUAACAGAACCUAUGGAUAUGUAAAGUAGAAGCUUUUGUUGGCAGACUCUAGAGAGUCACCAAGUGUCGUAUCUAACACAUUAGAAUUAUGCCCAGUGUAAUUACAAGAAUGUAAGAAACAUCUCUCUUAGCCUUUUA